This is a messenger RNA of Corylus avellana, 1059 nucleotides long. NCBI's taxonomy places the organism in Eukaryota, Viridiplantae, Streptophyta, Magnoliopsida, Fagales, Betulaceae. The record is from RefSeq and is a predicted model, not a curated record.
GUUGCAUUUGCCAAACGCGGAAACCACCAUCUUUUUCAGGACUUGGGAACAAAGUAGAAAAGCCACCCAUUCAUGGGAAAGAAAAUGCAUAGAAAGCGACACAAGUUAGAAACCCACCUUCACUGUCGCGUCACACAUCUUUUUGGCUCCUCUCUAUACAUCCCACUUUUCUUCCCUCCCAAGUUGCGUUGCUUCAAUCUUGUUGAGGCUUGUGACAAUGGCGGACGAGGUGGUUCUGCUGGGUUUCUGGCCCAGCAUGUUUGGGAUGAGGGCGAGUAUCGCGCUGGCGGAGAAGGGGAUCAAAUACGAGCAUAAGGAGGAGGACUUGUGGAACAAGAGCGAUCUGCUUCUCAAGAUGAACCCGGUUCACAAGAAGAUCCCGGUUCUCAUCCACAACGGUAAACCGGUCUGCGAGUCCCUCAUCAUCGUUCAGUACAUUGACGAGGUCUGGAACGACAGGUGUCCACUGCUGCCCUCUGAUCCUUACCAGAGAGCUCAAGCCAGGUUCUGGGCUGAUUUCAUUGAUAAGAAAGUGUGCAAAUCUUUGAGGAGCUUAUUGUUCGAAAAAGGAGAAGAGCAGCUGGAGGCAGCAAGGACGGAUUUCUUUGAAAGCUUUAAGACAUUGGAGGGGGAGCUUGGCAAGAAGCCUUACUUUGGGGGUGAAAUAUUUGGGUUUGUCGACAUUGCUCUCAUCAGUUUAUACAGCUGGUUCUAUGUGUGUGAGACUUUUGGAAAAUUUAGCAUAGAGGCAGAGUUCCCCAAGAUCAUUGAAUGGGCUAAGAGAUGCUUGCAGAAGGAUAGUGUCGCCAAAUCUCUUCCUGACGAGAAGAAGGUUUAUGAGUAUGCCUUGAAUUUGAGGAAGAUAUUUCGUUUGGAAUAGAGUAAAUGGUCUUGUGGGAUUGUUUGGUGUCUAUGUCCUGACUGAGUGUUAUGUCAGAAGAGCAUGUAUGUUUGGUGUGUUUGGUUUUCAUGUGUUGUUGUGUCCUCUUGUUUCAUGAAAUUAAUUGUACCUUUCUACUAUAUAUAGGAAUAAGAAAGACAUUUUGUUGUGGCUUUUUA